UCAGCGCAACAGGUUUAAAGCCGGACUCAGCGCUGCCGCCGCAGUGCAAGAAGUAGUCUGUCUAAUUUUAGUUACCCGGUUUUUUCCUUUAUAAAAGUAGCAUUCGUGGAUUGAGAGUCGUUUAAAAAAAAAAGCAAAGCAAGAAAUAAACAAGCAAACAUGUUUCGUUUAUUAGCUCGGCAAGCUAAGAAAAAUCCAGGACUCAUCCCACUCUUCUUUUUUAUCGGCCUGGGAAUGGGUGGGGCCUCCCUCUAUUUGGUUCGUCUUGCGGUCAGCCCCUACGUGCUCUGGAACAGGAAGAACAACCCAGAACCAUGGAGCAAGCUUGACCCUUCCUACCAAUACAAGUUUGUGGCAGUCACCACUGACUACAAAAACCUGAAGAAGGACCGGCCUGAUUUCUAAAGGUUUCCACGGCAACUGGCAGGCACACUUCACUGAGGAAGGCCACCUUGUCGCCAUAGCGAAUUACAAAGCAUUCCCCUCUCAGUCUUAAAAAAUGAGCUCUCAGCGUUUCUGUACACCGUGUUUUAGUUAAAUGCAACAUGCCAAACCUGCUGUAUAGUGUGCCUGAAUUUAAAAUAAUAAACUUUAAGCAACG
This is a messenger RNA of Polyodon spathula (Mississippi paddlefish), 601 nucleotides long. It is a transcript of the gene ndufa4l2a, whose product is annotated as NDUFA4 mitochondrial complex associated like 2a. The transcript has 4 exons. Bases 160 to 405 code for a protein of 81 amino acids. The record is from RefSeq and is a predicted model, not a curated record. Lineage: Eukaryota; Metazoa; Chordata; Actinopteri; Acipenseriformes; Polyodontidae.